GGUGUUGGUGCCGAAACGGUUCAUUCAAGUUUUUGAAGUUACGCCGUCGAUUUGAGCGGGUUUAUGUGCUGCUGUGUUUGGUGUGUGCUAGUGUCGUCGGUUUAUUUGCGGUAAAUUGGCUGCAGAAUUGUAGAAAUAGUGCUGCAAAACUCGAUAGAAAAAAAAAAACGCGAGGAAAUAAGCAACCGCAACUGUUGUGAGCCAAAGUGUGCACGGUUCGCGAAAUGUAUUGAAAGGGUGUUGUCUACACUUUCUAUGGAGUAGCAUCUUUUUGCCUGUGGUGUAUUGUGUCCGUGUUUAUUCAUCUGUAUAGUGGACUGAGCGAAUUAGAAAAGCAGAUUUGGAGCACAGUUUUAAAGGCAAACUGCUCUCCAAUCUCCAGCAACAUGGAUGAGCUGUUGGAAAUGUUCAACUCCUUCAUCGGGGAGGCACUCGAUUACGAACGGGCUAUGGAUGCUGAGUUCGUGGAGCUCGAGAAGAAGUUGAGCGAGUGCGUCUCGCUGGCAAAGGAGCGGGGCACACCGGUGCAGAACAAGAAGCGCCCCAAGCGGCAGGCAUCCCUAUCGGAAAAGGAAGAAGAAGCGAGCGGUAAGUCCGCCGGGGAGGAGGAAGAACAGUCAGAAGCAAGAACAUCGACGAACGAUCGUUCGACCACAGGCGGCACUGGAAAAUCGUCCUCCGCCCGCAUGCUCGAUGUGAGUGGCGGCAAGGGUGCGGGUGAAAAGCAGGCACCGCAACCGAUGGACACCACCACCAGCCAGGCGAACGAAUCGUCCGUCCGGCCGUCACGAACGGCACGGCUGAAGGCGCAGGAAAAGCUGAAGGAACCGGCAAUAGGCAGCAAGCUGCGCAACGAUGGCGGCACGGCGGUGACGAUCAAGCUGGAGCGCAACUCGUCCGUCGCUAACAGUACGCUGGUGCGGGGCGGAAAGGAGGCGCUGGUGGCGAUGGAGAAAACCACGCUCGAGCGAACGUACGUCGAGAUGGAGACGGAAAACGAUGCGAACCGGGCGAACCGAAUCAUUAGCCCGGCAGCUGCCGCUGCCGAGAAGCGGACAAACGACGAAGGCUUCUCCAGCGCAAACGAAGCAUCGCAGAAGGAACCGGCGAAGCAGGCCGGCAAAAGCGAGCGCGACAUGUCACUGCUGGUCGUGCCCCCGGUCAUACCAAAGGUGGAGAUUGUGUCGGACGAGGAGAUGCCACCGCCGAGCAUUAUGCCGCCACCGAAGCUUCCCGCACCGAAGGUACGCACGAAGAAAAAACCGCCCGUGGGUGAGAAGGGUGCCAAGGACAUCAGCGACACGGCGUCCAGCUCGGCCGUGUCGUCGGCCGAUUCCACCAUGAACAGUACGGCCAGCAGUGUUAGGAGUAGCGUGAGCAACAGCAGCAGCACUACCGCCAAAAAUCGGGUGGGACGUCCUACGCGGACGAAAACCAAACAGACGGGCAAACAGGUGGAAGAACCGUUGGCUGCGGAGGCGCCCUCCAAACCUACGACGCCACCCGCGGUGCUGAUGGACGUGGGCGUACUGAUCGAACCGAUGCGCAUCAAGGCGGAAAAGCUCUCGAUCGUACAGCAGCAGCCAGCACCGGCCGACCGGACGUCCGAUAAAUCCAACUACGAGGAUGCACAGGAGCAGCAGGAGCCAAUGGAGGUGGAAACCACCACCAACACGGCGCAGCUGCAGAGCCAGAUGCGGCCGCUAAAAAUUGCGCUGCAGAAAAUCCCGUCGCACGAGCUGCCCCAACAAGCGCACGUCGGCCCGUCCGAUAUGAAUGGAACGUACACGACUGGUACUGCAGCAGGUCAGCCGAUUCCAUCCGACGGCACGUUCACUAUGCCGCCGUCGAUACAUGACGGCACGUUUACGGUCAACUCGCCGAUGGAAAAUGCACGCGGUGCGCCGAUUUGCAAUGAAACGUUCAAUAUUCCCGCUGCCGGCGGCACACCACCGAUGGCCGGAUCGGAGCGCCAUCCGGACGAUACGUACGUGAUCGAGAAGAGCGGUGGCUCGUCGGGUGGUGCCGGGCCGCAGCAGCAGCAGCAUGUUCCGCUCGCAAACGCCAGCAUCAUGACCGAGGACGACUCGGUGGUGGAAAACUCGCCCAUACAGCCUGCGCCGGAGCAGUUAAAAUCAAAAACGACCACCCCCCGUACAAGGGUCGCUGCCGCUGCCGCUGACCCUCCCCCAGUGCCUGGACCGAAGCCACAAAGAGGUGCGGCUGCGCUGAAAAAGUCCGCCAGCGCGGUGGCCGACGCGAAGAAAAACAAGGAACUGUUCAACCCGUGCGUGAUGAGCCCAAUCAAGAGCCGCAUCGAGGCGUUCGAGAAGUGUGCGACGGCAACGGGUGGGCCCGCUGCAUCCAAGAUCGGCACGCCGCAGGCCCAGAUCGGGCGGCUCAUGAAAACGGUGAGCACACCGACGCUCGGCACGACGGAACCGCACGGCAUUACCCGGUCGGCACACGCGAAACCGUACACCUCCUCCUCCUCCUCCUCGUCCGUCUACACGCCAAACUGUGCCGCCCAGCCGCCCAUGCCGAAAGCGGCCUCCGCGUCCAAGAUUGGCCAGAUGCAGAGCAGGGCGCUCCAUCACGGUACAACGAGCGGCGGCGGCGGCGCACAAAGCCACUCGCGCGACUCGAGCUGGGACCGUGCCGGCGGUGGUGGCGGCAGCGGUGGAACGUUAUCGGCCGCCUCUUCCACCUCCUCGCUGCUGGACGAGAAGAAGAAAAAGCGCGAGGAAAAGCAGCGGCUGGCGGCGGCCCAGCGGGAAGCGAUGGAGCGCGAAAAGCGCGAACACGCCGAGCGGCUGGUGCGCGAGAAGGAGGAAAAGUACCGGAAGCUGGUGCAGGAGAAGCAGGAGAAGCUGCGCCUCGAUGCGCAGAAGAAGGCCCGCAAGCUGGAGGAGUUCGAGAAGCGGCGCCAGGCGGAGGAGCAGAAAACGCUCGCCGACCAGAAGCGGGACGAGCUGGCCAAACAGCUGGCCGACCAGGAACGAAUCAAUCGAGAGCUACUGGACACGCUGAAGCAAAAUCAAACGAAGGAUGCGCACGAAACAAAGCUGCACAAGCAGCUCUACCAGCAGAAGCUGCGCCAGCAGCAGCAGCAGCUUGAGAAGCAGCACCACCAGCAACAGCUGGCCGCGAAAAAGAAGCUGGCGGGUGGGGCGGCCGGCUCCUCCGCCGCCAGCAAGAAGCUGUUCACGUUCGAGAUGAUCGACACAGACGACUCGACCGACGAGGAGGUGUCGGAGGAUACGAGCGCACCGCGCAAGAAGCAGCGACCGCCACUGCCAGAAUGGUGCCAGAAGACGGCCGACUUCCGCAAGCAGCUGCAACUGCAGGCCCAGCUACAGUCGAGCGUGAUCGAUCGACUGUUCUCCGUGCAGCCGAUGACGCCCGAUCUGCGCCUACUGUUCCCCUCGAUCGAUGCGCAAAAGCUGAAGCGUAACUCGAGCGCAAUCUGGCGCACACCGCCGCGCCACUCGCAGCUGCCGUGAAACAGAGGCGGUGGACCCCCUCUCGCCCAGAAUGAUGGCACUAGGAUGUAGGACGUGUGUACGUGUGUGUGUUUCUAUUUGUAAACGACUGUCCCUGUUCUUCACACACCCCCUUCAAAACAACAUCAUGCUUAUAUGCCGGUUUGAGUUGCCGUAUCGUCUCCGAUUCGAUUUUAAUACACACUUUGAGUUGGGAUUACGGA
Anopheles arabiensis is the source of this 3706-nucleotide messenger RNA. It is a transcript of the gene Incenp, whose product is annotated as eukaryotic translation initiation factor 4 gamma. NCBI's taxonomy places the organism in Eukaryota, Metazoa, Arthropoda, Insecta, Diptera, Culicidae. The record is from RefSeq and is a predicted model, not a curated record. The transcript has 4 exons. The coding region runs from base 387 to 3503 and encodes 1038 amino acids. Gene Ontology annotation, biological process: metaphase chromosome alignment; mitotic cytokinesis; positive regulation of protein serine/threonine kinase activity. Gene Ontology annotation, molecular function: protein serine/threonine kinase activator activity. Gene Ontology annotation, cellular component: midbody; chromosome passenger complex; nucleus.